AUGAGUUUGGACAAGAAUAUGGUUGAGGUGACAAGCGAAGAUAUGGAACAUAAGACUCAUCCAAUCACAUCUGUGCUGAGUGUCCAGAGUAAUAUAUUUGCCGAGGAAGAUCAAGAUAUCACCUUGGCCUUUAUCAAAAACUAUCAGAAAAAUGGUAUUGACUCGAUUGUCAAUGUUGACCUCAGUCAGGUGACAAAGAAAGUUGACAAGCAGUUGAUGCUUAUAAUGUUUCUUUGCUACACUUGUCAAUUUAUAGACAAGGUGGCAUUGAAUUAUGCGAACAUCAUGGGGUUACAAAAAGAUCUCCAUCUUGUUGGAAAUCAGUUCUCCGACUUGGCAACCUACUUUUUCGUUGGAUUCUUGAUCUUUGAGCCUAUCCAAGGUUUCUUCAUUCAAAAGUUGUCACCAACCAGGGUUCUGUCGGUCAACGUGAUUUUUUGGGGUGUUCUUUGUAUGUGCAGCAGUGCAACGCAUAACUUUGGCGGAAUCAUUUCUGUGAGAGUGUUGCUUGGAUGUUCCGAAGCAGCUAUUGCUCCAUGCCUGGUCCUGAUCACUAGUUCAUGGUACACCAGAGGUCAGGCCGCUUUCAGAAUGGGAAUUUGGUACUGCGGUCUGGGUAUGGGUCAAAUUAUUGGAGGACUCAUUUCGUUCAUCUUUCAGCACAUCUCUAGAGCAGCUUCUUUCCCUGGAUGGAAGAUCAUGUUCUUAGUCGUUGGGUUUGGAAAUCUUGUGAUCGGUCUUACGGGAUACUUCCUUCUUCCUCUCAAUCCAGUUGACUGUAAGUUUCUGUCAGACGAUGAAAAAUAUGCCCUUUUGACAAAGCUUAGUGAAUCCAAGAUUGGUGUCCAAAGCCGAAAGUUUUCCAAGUCUCAAGUGUGGGAGGCGUUAACCGACAUUACUUUCUACCUCUACUUUGUUAUCGCGUGCACCAUCUCGUUCUCGUCGAACACUAUCACGACAUUCUCGUCGGUGGACAUCCUGUCGUUCGGAUUCACUUCUAAACAAGCUGCUCUUUUAAACAUGCCAUCAGGAGCUGUUUCGAUUGCGUCAACACUGCUUUCAACUUUCUUCAUUAUGAAAGGAUUCCCAAGAGGCUUGUCUAUCAUGAUACUAUGUUUACCUGCAGUCUGCGGAGGGGCACUGUUAUCUUUUCUUCCAAAGUCCAAUAGAGCUGGUCUCUUAGUCGGUAUCUACAUGAUCAACACGAUCGUUGCUCCUCUCGCAAUAAUCUACGCUUGGGUUGGAAACUGUGUUGCAGGCCACACCAAGAAGAUUUGUUUCAAUAUCUCUGUGAUGUUAGGCUUUGGACUGGCUAAUAUUCUAGGUCCUCAGUCUUACAGAGCAGCAGACAAACCUGAAUACUUGCCAGCCAAAAUCAGCAUGCUUGCAACUCAGGCUGCAACCAUUUUGAUCGCAGCAAUAAUCACACUGAUUUAUUACCUCAGAAACAAAUCCAGAGAAUCUGAAAAGAGAGAUUUGGAUUCUCAAGAAAUUGAAGACGCUUACUUGAACAAAACCGACUUCGAAAAUCGCUCUUUUAAAUAUCUUUAUUAA
Messenger RNA from Ogataea philodendri, 1554 nucleotides. RefSeq lists its product as uncharacterized. Gene Ontology annotation, biological process: transmembrane transport. Gene Ontology annotation, molecular function: transmembrane transporter activity. The record is from RefSeq and is a predicted model, not a curated record. The transcript has a single exon. Bases 1 to 1554 code for a protein of 517 amino acids. Gene Ontology annotation, cellular component: membrane. Lineage: Eukaryota; Fungi; Ascomycota; Pichiomycetes; Pichiales; Pichiaceae.